AUAUCUAGAGCAACUUUAUUCGUCCCUCGUGUUGUUUUAGCGUUUCGGUUCCACAAAUCUCGACUUGUCCAAAGCCCGUUUCAUUAUUUGCCUCGUCACGAAGUUUUGCAUUCUCUUGGAACCAGGACCCAAACUGUUUAUUGGAGGAUUGGCUGAGAGAGAUUGCUCACCAUCGGUCCCGUGAAGAGCGCUCGUGUGUUAAUGUCGUGAUGGGCUCAGAUGCAUCCAUACGGUAGAAAAUCCCAAACCGAACCCCACCAAAUGAGAGCGGCGAGACACCGGCUUCGCCAAGCCGUAGACUCGCUGUACUCUCGGGGGCAUUCGACCCCUGAGCACUACACUCGUCUGGUACUCGAAUGCGUUCGCGCCAACGAUGUCGACCAAGCCAGGCGAUUGCAAUCUCAUAUGGAACUCCACUUCUUUCGACCUGAUGACACUUACGUACACAACCGCCUCCUCCACUUGUAUGCAAGGUCCGGUAAUCUCGACGAGGCCCAGAAACUGUUCGACAGAAUGCCCAUGAGAGACGUUUUCUCGUGGAAUGCUAUGCUUUCGCUGCACGCUAAAUGUGGGUCUGUUGGGGACAUGUGGACGACCUUUGAUAAGAUGCCUGUUCGCGAUGGUGUUUCCUAUAACACGGUUAUUGCGGGUUUCGCUGGAAAUGGGCAGCCUCAAAAGGCUUUGCAAGUGUUUGUGAAUAUGCACGAAAAUGGGUUUGUGCCGACUGAAUAUACUCACGUGAGCGCACUAAAUGCAUGUUCACAGUUGCAGGGUUCGAGGCUGGGAAAGCAGAUUCAUGGCAGGAUAGUUGCUAGUAAUUUCAGGGGCGGCGCGUUUGUUUGGAAUGCGUUGACUGAUGUGUAUGCUAGAUGUGGUGAAAUUCAUUGGGCCAGGUGGUUGUUCGAUCACAUGGUUGAUAAGAAUGUGGUUUCAUGGAACACAAUGAUUUCUGGCUAUGUGAUAACUGGGAUUCCGGAUAAAUGUGUUGAUUUGUUCCAUGAGAUGCAGUUGACUGGUUGUAAGCCUGACCAGAUUACAGUCUCCAAUGUCCUCAGAGCCUACUUUCAAUGUGGGCAUGUCGUUGAAGCAAGGAAAUUGUUCGAUGAGAUCAGAGAGAGGGAUAGAAUUUGUUGGACGACAAUGAUUGUUGGCUACUCCCAAAAUGCCAGAGAAGAGGAUGCAUUGCUGCUGUUUUGUCAUAUGCUGUCGACAAAUAUGCAGCCCGAUGGUUUUACCAUGUCUAGUGUGGUGAGUUCCUGUGCCAAGUUAGCAUUUUUAUGUCUUGGUCAGGCUGUGCAUGCGAAAGCUAUUCUUGUGGGAGUUGAUGAUGAUCUGCUUGUUUCCAGUGCUCUCGUUGACAUGUACAGCAGCUGUGGGGUCAUUGUCGAUGCUCGGUUCAUUUUUGAUACGAUGACUUCUAGGAAUGUUGUCUCUUGGAAUGCCAUGAUUGGUGGUUAUGCACAAAACGGUCAAGAUCUGGAGGCCUUGAGACUAUAUGAGGAGAUGCUGCAAGGGAACAUGAAACCCGAUAUUAUCACUUUUAUAGCUGUUCUUUCAUCCUGUGUUCAUUCCAAUCUGAUCGAACAGGGACAGAAGUAUUUUGAUUCAAUCAGCAAAGUACAUGGAAUUACGCCAACUUUGGAUCAUUAUGCAGGCAUGGUCAGCCUCCUUGUUAGGUCAGGCCAAGGAGAUAAAGCACUGAGUCUCAUCGAGCAAAUGCCCCAUCAACCAAACAGCAUGAUUUGGUCCUCUAUUUUGUCUUCAUGUGCAACAAUUGGUGAUAUUAAGCUUGGAAAGAUAGCAGCAAGCCAUUUAUUUGAUCUUGAUCCAUGCAAUGCUGGACCAUAUAUUACACUAUCUAACAUGUAUGCAGCUAAUGCCAGAUGGAAAGAUGUUGCAUCUGUGAGAUCUCUGAUGAAGAACAGAAAUGUCAGGAAAGUCGCAGCUUACAGCUGGAUUGAGUUCGAUAGUAAGGUCCACAGAUUUGUGUCAGAAGAUCGUUCUCAUCCGGAGACAGAUGAAAUUUAUGAAGAACUGCACAGAUUGAUAAAGAAACUGCAAGUGGCUGGCUUUAUUCCUAAUACAAAAUCAGUAUUCCAUGAUGUAGCGGACAAUGAGAAGCUUGCAUCUAUAAGCUACCACAGUGAGAAACUUGCUCUUGCAUUUGUCCUGCUCAAAAACCCUGAUAGUGCAAUUCCUAUACGAAUAAUAAAGAAUAUUCGUGUAUGCGGUGACUGCCACAUGUUUAUGAAAUAUGCAUCUGAACUUACCGGCCGCCAUGUAAUCUUGAGAGAUUAUAACAGAUAUCAUCAUUUUAUUGGAGGAAAGUGCUCAUGCAAUGAUUACUGGUAGUAAGAAUUGCUGAUUUUCAAUUUUCUCAGACUGACGUCAGAUGGUAAGUUGCAGCUUUAGGUGGAUGGUCUUGUUGCAGCAAGAGCCCUUCGACUUGUUGAGAUGAACUGUGCCAAGAGCUAGAUGCAAGAUCCUUUUCAUUGGGCUACCAACAAUUGAUCAUGGGCUACCAACAAUUGAUCAACUCGUUGAAGGUUCAAUUGAUCAUUUCUUUUCUCUUGGAAGCUAAAACGAGGUGUUGGGGCUCUUCAAGCAGCCAACUGAUCUUCACUUGAUGAGUCCAUACCCACAUUAAUGCGUGCAAACUGAUUUCAACCACACAAGGCUGCUUAUGGGAAUGAUAUGAACAGAAUGUGCUAACUUCAUAAUUCAAAACCAAAUCUUGAGCAAGAAUGACAAACAAGCUUAUCAAUUGGGGAACCCCAAGCAAUUCUUUGUUAGUUUAUCACAUGGUAUAUUUGUAGUGAGGUGAUAACAUCGCUUGUAGCUUUUGAGACACAAAUGCAGGCACUGCUAGCUGAAGCAGCUAUUUUAUGUCAUGGGAUGGAGAGUGAGGUCACUGGCUAGGUCAACAUUUCUUCACUCGGUGAUUCUAGAUUGUUCAUGAGUUACGCUUGAUGCUCAUAAGCUGGGAUCUCUGGAUAGCAUACAAUCUUUCGUUGAACAAUGCAGAUCACGAGGAGCUAGUGACACAGGUUUGUUCUGGUAGGCAAUCGAGUGUAGACUGAAAAAGGGUUACUCCUUCUCUUUCGUUGUGAUGGUUUAUUCCUGUCUCAGGUCCAUUUCAAGCAUUUAAAUGAUGGGGCGAGGUCCAUCUUAGAUGGUAGACUGGUUGGAAGAGUUGGUCUGCUGCUUAAGUGGCGUGAAGGCUGAUGUGCCAGAGACCCUUGUACUGCAUUAUAAUUCUUGGAUUAGGCUAUGAUGAUAACUCAUUUCAGUUAAGGAGGUCGGUGCAAGGACAGGGAAGAAGCAACAUCAUGUGGGAAGCUGAUGUUGAUUACAGUUCACAGCUCAAAAUUUCUCGCGGUGGUUUGAUAUGACCCUCUCCGCUGUCUACUAUUCGGACAUCAGUGACAGUCUCCUAGUGAGUGUGUGAUCUUGAUGGAAUUGCCAGUCAAAUCCGAAUCUCAUCAAAAGCUUUGUUUUUGGCUUUCCGUGAUCUGCCAGAUACUUUUGCCUGUCCAUAACUAGCCAUGUCAAUAAUGUAGUUGCUUGCCUUCGCUAUUGUUCUAGUUUUCUUCUCUAGUUAGUCGAGGAAAAGUUCUGAGUAAUUUUCGAGAUAGCCCUCCUUUUUGAGAUUCCAAUCCUUUCAAUAUCGCUAUGGCUGUUGGAUUAAACUUUAGUACGGGACUCCUAUUUUCCUACACAAGCCAUCUCCAUCACCGUUGAU
Messenger RNA from Rhodamnia argentea, 3742 nucleotides. Its product is annotated as pentatricopeptide repeat-containing protein At4g21065-like. The record is from RefSeq and is a predicted model, not a curated record. The transcript is spliced from 2 exons. Gene Ontology annotation, molecular function: zinc ion binding; RNA binding; protein binding. Gene Ontology annotation, biological process: RNA modification. Lineage: Eukaryota; Viridiplantae; Streptophyta; Magnoliopsida; Myrtales; Myrtaceae. Bases 220 to 2352 code for a protein of 710 amino acids.